Messenger RNA from Scomber japonicus (chub mackerel), 1059 nucleotides. Its product is annotated as succinate dehydrogenase [ubiquinone] iron-sulfur subunit, mitochondrial-like. The transcript is spliced from 8 exons. Gene Ontology annotation, molecular function: electron transfer activity; 2 iron, 2 sulfur cluster binding. The coding region runs from base 47 to 892 and encodes 281 amino acids. The record is from RefSeq and is a predicted model, not a curated record. Gene Ontology annotation, cellular component: mitochondrial membrane. NCBI's taxonomy places the organism in Eukaryota, Metazoa, Chordata, Actinopteri, Scombriformes, Scombridae. Gene Ontology annotation, biological process: respiratory electron transport chain; tricarboxylic acid cycle; aerobic respiration.
CCCGACUGAAGAGCAGAUCUGAAACCUAAAACACUCAACCAGAAAGAUGUCGGUGGCUUGUAUGGCUUUGAGUCGGAAUGUUUUGUCUGCGAGGAAUUCAGGCGCUAUGGUGAUGGUGCGGCACGCUCAGACCGCGUCUGCUCCGGCUCCUGAACCCAGGAUCAAGAAGUUCCAGAUCUACCGCUGGGACCCUGACACCCCUGGAGACAAACCACGCAUGCAGACAUAUGACAUUGAUCUUAAUAACUGUGGUCCCAUGGUUCUGGAUGCCCUCAUCAAGAUCAAGAAUGAGAUGGACCCCACACUCACAUUCAGACGCUCCUGCAGAGAGGGUAUCUGCGGCUCAUGUGCCAUGAACAUCAAUGGAGGCAACACACUGGCAUGCCUCAAUAAAAUAGACAGUAAUACAAGCAAACCAACCAAAAUCUAUCCGCUCCCACACAUGUAUGUGGUUAAAGAUCUGGUGCCUGACAUGAGCAACUUCUAUGCACAGUACAAAUCUAUCGAACCUUACCUGAAAAAGAAGGAUGAAGCUCAAGAAGGGAAAGAGCAGUAUUUCCAGUCAGUGGAGGACAGGCAAAAACUGGACGGCUUGUACGAGUGUAUCCUCUGUGCCUGCUGCAGCACCAGCUGUCCCAGCUACUGGUGGAACGGAGACAAGUAUCUAGGACCUGCUGUGUUAAUGCAGGCGUACCGGUGGAUGAUUGACUCCCGUGAUGAAUUCACUGAGGAACGUCUGUCUAAACUUCAGGACCCCUUCUCUCUCUACCGCUGCCACACUAUCAUGAAUUGCACUAAGACUUGCCCCAAGGGACUCAACCCAGGGAAGGCCAUCGCUGAGAUAAAGAAAAUGAUGGCAACGUACAAAGAGAAGAAAGCAGCAGCUACAUGAAUAUCUGAAAAAUCCUGAUGGCUCAAGAUCCGCUAAUAAUGAUACCUGAAACUAAGUUUAGAGGAACAGAAAAGCCACACAGGAACUUUUGAUUGCACAUUUUCAGGAUGUGGACGCCUUUCAUGAUUUUCAUGAGUGUGUGAGAAGUGAGCGUGUGUGUGUGUGUG